Molecule: messenger RNA, 4807 nt
Organism: Amphiprion ocellaris (clown anemonefish)
Lineage: Eukaryota; Metazoa; Chordata; Actinopteri; Pomacentridae
Gene: acss2
Product: acyl-CoA synthetase short chain family member 2
Exons: 19
Coding region: 643-2739 (698 amino acids)
Cellular component (GO): cytoplasm
Molecular function (GO): acetyl-CoA synthetase activity; AMP binding
Source: RefSeq, a predicted model, not a curated record
UCCUCCGACACAGAAGAAGAAGAAGGAGACGGAAAGCGGUCAAACUGUCAGCGCGGGGACAGAAAGUGUCCUCCUCCACCGUCACGGACAACCGAAACACUCCCUGCUGACUGGAAGCUUUUCAUUUCACACUUAGGACCAUUGAAAAGUCCGUACAGCCGGAACAGAAGGCCUUCGCGGGCGUCCCGCUGCUUCUCCUCCUGAAGUGAGCUAACUCAGCCUGUUAGCUUAGCAGGCUAACAAACAGAGCCGUGCAGGACUUUUACCUUCAGGACCGAAGAGAUUCAAAGCUGCACCACAACCCACCCGGGCUUCACUUUACGAACGCAGCUGCACGUUUUGGUCUAAGGCGUGGCUUUUGCACGGAAAACUUUGAAGCAAACAGCACCAGAGACCACCCUAGAAAACAAGGAAUCUGAAUGAACUUUGCUGCUAGCCUUCCAGCUAGCGCCUAGCCACCUUGAUUCAUUUAGCUGCGUGCUUCUGCAGCUGAAAGGGGUCCGUGCAACAUCUCGAUCAUCUGCGGACACAUCUGGCCGUAAAGUCGAUAUAUCUGCAUAUAUCUGCGCUAACGGAGGCAGCGUGUUGGUGCACAGAGCUCCGCAGCAGCGUCUCUUAACUUGGAUAGAGCCAGUUUCGGAGAUGAUUCCCGACCAAGCCCCGAAGGAAAACGUCUUCCACGGGUCCGAUGACCUGAAGAAGGAGGCUCACAUCCCCAGCUUUGAGAAAUACAAGGAGCUCUACAUGAAGUCAAUAGAGCAUCCAGAUGAGUUCUGGGGUGACAUCGCCAAAGACUUCUUCUGGAAGACCAAACACACCGGCCAGUUCCUCGACUACAACUUCGACGUGACCAAAGGAGAAAUCUUUGUGAAGUUCAUGGAAGGAGCCUCUACCAACAUCUGCUACAACCUUCUGGACCGCAACGUCCACGAGAAGAAGCUCGGCGAUAAAGUGGCCUUCUUCUGGGAAGGCAACGAGCCCGGCGAUGAGUUGACGGUGACCUAUAGAGAGCUGCUGCAGAGGGUUUGUCAGUUCGCCAAUGUCCUGAAAUCUCAAGGAGUGAAAAAAGGUGACCGUGUCUCCAUUUACAUGCCCAUGGUGGUCGAACUGGUGGUCGCCAUGUUGGCUUGCGUCCGCAUCGGAGCUGUUCACUCCAUAGUGUUUGCAGGUUUUUCUGCCGAGUCCUUGUGUGAGAGGAUCAUGGACUCUCAGUGUUCGCUGCUCAUCACUGCAGACGGUUUCUAUCGAGGAGAUAAGCUGAUCAACCUGAAGCUCUUAGCUGACGAGGCGCUGCAGAAAUGCAAAGACAAAGGUUUUCCGGUCGAAAGGUGUAUAAUGCUGAAACACUUGUCCAAAGAAGCAGAAGAUAUUCUGGGUUCUCAGUCUCCUCCUGCCAAAAGAUCGUGUCCUGAUCUGCAGCAGGAAAAACAAACUGCGAGAGUAAAGAAAACGCGUCCUGUUCCGAAGGUGCCGUGGAACCCAGAGGUGGACUCGUGUUGGCAUUCUCUGCUCCGUGGAGUUUCAGAUGAGUGUGAACCGGAGUGGUGCGAAUCUGAAGACCCGCUGUUCAUCCUCUACACCAGCGGAUCAACCGGGAAACCAAAGGGCGUCCUCCACACAGUCAGCGGCUACAUGCUCUACGCUGCCACCACCUUCAAACUGGUGUUCGACCACCAGUCCGAUGACGUCUACUGGUGCACGGCGGACAUCGGCUGGAUCACCGGACACUCCUACAUCACCUACGGUCCGCUGGCUAACGGAGUGUCCAGUGUCCUGUUCGAGGGUCUCCCCACCUACCCAGACGUGAGCCGGAUGUGGGAGAUCGUGGACAAAUAUCACGUGACGAAGUUCUACACGGCUCCGACCGCCAUCAGGAUGCUGAUGAAGUUCGGCAGCGAACCGGUGCAGAAGUACAAGCGAGAGUCUCUGAAGGUUUUAGGGACAGUCGGAGAACCGAUCAACCCCGAGGCCUGGCAGUGGUACUACAACGUGGUGGGAGAGAAGAGAUGUCCCAUCGUAGACACCUUCUGGCAAACAGAAACUGGAGGACAUGUGUUGACUCCUCUACCUGCAGCGACGCCCAUGAAGCCUGGAUCUGCUACGUUCCCAUUCUUCGGAGUGGUUCCGGCCAUCCUGAACGAGUCCGGAGAGGAGCUGGAGGGACCCAGUGAAGGAUACCUGGUGUUCAAACAGCCGUGGCCCGGCGUCAUGAGGACGGUUUACGGAAACCACCAGAGGUUUGAAACCACCUACUUCAAGAAGUUUCCUGGUUAUUACGUCACAGGAGACGGUUGCCGUAGAGACAAGGACGGCUACUACUGGAUAACAGGGAGGAUAGAUGACAUGCUGAACGUCUCAGGUCACUUGCUGAGCACCGCUGAGGUGGAGUCGGCUCUGGUGGAGCACAAGUCGGUGGCCGAAGCCGCCGUGGUUGGACGACCUCAUCCGGUCAAAGGAGAGAGUCUGUACUGCUUCGUCACUCUGACCGAGGGGGUGACGUACAACGGCUCUCUGGAGGCACAACUCAAAAAACAAGUGAGGGAGAAGAUCGGCGCCAUUGCUACUCCAGACUACAUCCAGAACGCACCAGGACUGCCCAAGACCAGAUCUGGGAAAAUCAUGCGACGGGUUCUCCGUAAAAUCGCCUGUGACGAGCGCGACCUCGGCGACAUCUCCACGCUGGCCGACUCCUCGGUGGUGGAGCAGCUCUUCCAGAACAGAUGCUGCACGGCGGUGUGACGUCUCCGGGACAACCGCAGGAAAAACCCACUGCAGCUGCAAGACGGUGGCCGCGGAACUAACCAGGAGGAGGAGGAGGAGGAGGAGGAGGAGGAGGAGGAGGAAUUCCAUAAACUUGGUCUUGUCCAGCAAACAACCUGUAGCUCCUGAUGUAUUUAACACGACCCCACAUGUCAGAAACCUCAGCAGCAGCUCUAUGUUUUCCUCUUCUGACGGCUCAGUGGUGAAGCUUCAGGUUGUUUCUGGUUAAAGCUGAGUGGAGGCGACACUUCAGGCGGUUUCCUGCCGGUGUUUCAGCCCCAAACACAAAAAUAUUAAACCUGUCAGUAAAAGUACACAGUUUGUACACUGGAAAACGUCCUACUUCUAACUGCCCGGUAUUAACAAAAACCUCCUCCCUUCUCAGGACCGCUACGACCGUUAGCUCAACCUGUUUCUACCAGUUUUACUUUCUGUUUUAAUUCUUAAAAAAACAUAUGUAGUCAUUUUGUUUUGAUGUAGGAGUCGUUGUUUGUCUCUAUGCUUGUAUGUUUUUUUUUUUUUUAGUCGCACAGAAGAGAUUUUGAUAGAAACUAAAGUGAGUUUCAGCCUCAGAGUUCAGACGAGUAUCCUCACAAAACCUCUGAACCUGCUGCAGGUUUGAUGUUGAAAAAGGGACAAAAACACAUCAUACAUAUAAUUUAAGUGUCUAAAAUUUACAUUUCACCUUUAAAUCAGACUUUGGUACCUUAAGUGGCUGUAAUUAUGGACGGCUUGGAUUAGAUGUGAAGAACUUUUGGAGUUUUUCAUGAGUGCUGCUGUCUUUGUUUCUUCAUUAAAGAGUAUUUCAGCUCUUCUUAAGAAGAAGUUUCAUCAUCUGGUAGGAGGACGCUGGUGUGGCUUUAAUUUGUCUCUGAAAAGGCCAAACGUCUCGACUGAUUCCUGCUGUAGAAAGAAAACUUUAAAAGGACGGAAGUUUUAAUCAAACAAUUAGGACUUUAGUGACGCAAAACGACUAAAAUCUGCUGUUUGACGAAUCAAUUGGUCGCAAAAAAUUGACCAUCUGCUGAUUAUUUUCUACUGAAGUGAUAAAAUAUUCUCACGAUUUCUGAAAAUCCAGAAAUAUUGCAGCACUAGAACUCUUGAGGGAUAAAACAAACUGUUUCUAGAUGAUUGGAUGUGUUUUUGUCGAGUUGUGAUGUAAAAAAAAACCUGCUGUUUGCAAAGUUUAAACUACUUUUAAUUAGCGGAGAGUUUAAUCCUCCUACAGCGUAAAAUAAUGGAUUAAUCAUGGAAGAAUUUGGUCGAUUGAGAGCAAAUCAACCAAACGAUCGAACCUACAGCUACAAAUACCAUCAGAAAUGGGAAAAGAACGCGUCUAUUUGGGCUGUUUUUACCUGCAUUUUUACUUUUUAUCCAGCUCAAAUCCAAAAACUUUGGUAUUUACCAUCUUCGAUCCACAUUUUUUGCUUUUAUAAAGUGAUUCCAGCAGCAGAACAUCAGACUAGAUGUUGUUUUCGGUCACAUUAAUGAAGAAACACGUCAGCAGGAGUCUGAUAUUUCAGGUUUCGAGGAACAUAGUUAUACUGUUUAUUGGUAUUUUCAUUGGAGAGUCAAAACAAAGCAGCACCAGGUUGAACUUCUGGAUCUUCAGAGCAAAUCUGUGCUUAAAAAUCCACAUUUUUCCUGUAAGUCUCUAAUGUGGUAAAUGUGAGUGACUGAAGUUGAGAAAAUGAACUCCCACCGUCUGAUUGGAGGCUUGAAAGUUUUCUGUUUCCUGAUUUGAUGACUUAGAAGCAGGACCUUGUUUAGAUCGCAACUUUUAUUUCCUCUUUUUUUUUAAUGUUUAUUUUGCAUCUCGAUGUGCCAACCUUUGGAGGUUUGUAAAGCUAAUUAUUGUAUCUAAUGUUUCAAACAGUGCAGCUGCUUUAUGUGAUUCAGUUUCUGUCUAUAAAUAACGGGUGAAGGAAAGAGAAUUUUUUUUUUUUUUUUUUUGUUUCUGUUAAGUUUAUGUCGUUUUUAUUUCCCUGUUUGUGUCAUAGUGAAUGAAAUGACAGUAAAUGGCCACGACUACUGCCUCGAACCUCAA